Drosophila ficusphila is the source of this 2721-nucleotide messenger RNA. RefSeq names its product protein asteroid (gene ast). The record is from RefSeq and is a predicted model, not a curated record. Bases 84 to 2633 code for a protein of 849 amino acids. The transcript is spliced from 3 exons. Lineage: Eukaryota; Metazoa; Arthropoda; Insecta; Diptera; Drosophilidae.
UUUCCAACACUAUCAUUAGCACGCGUUUGCAUUUCGAGUCGAAAAUAAACAAAACUUGCAGCUAGGCAACAAGUGCCGGGAAAAUGGGAGUUCGUGGCCUUACUAGUUAUAUAGCUCAGCGUGCGGAGAUCUAUCUGAAGCCCUAUGAACUCUACUCCACAGCCCUGGUCAUCGAUGGCGACAACCUGUCGUGUAAUCUGUACAAGGAUGUCGCCGGGAGUUACUCUGCCUUUGGAGGGGAUUACGAUGACUUCUACCGGGCUGUGGUGCAGUUCUUUCAGGUCCUGGCCGAGUGCAACAUCCGCCCGUAUGUCCUAAUGGACGGAGGAUACGAGGAGCGCAAGCUACAGACAGUGGGCACUCGAUUGAGAAACAAGAUAUCCGUGAUCAAGAAGAUCAAUCCGAAUGCGUCGAUUACUCUGUUUCCGCUGCACCUCAAAGAAGUUUUUGUGGAUGCAGUGCGAGAUUGCGGAGUUCCAGUGAUGCGAUGCGUCUUUGAGGCGGACGAUGAGCUGGCAGCCUUAGCCAGGAAACUCAACUGCCCAGUGCUGUCCUACGACUCGGAUUUCUAUAUCCACAAUGUGAAGUACAUACCUCUGAUCACACUGACUGUGAAGGUGCUCACCAAACAAGUAAAGGCCAAGAACAACCACAAACAGAAGGACUCCCGCGACUUGCGUAAAAAUGAAGCCAAAAAUGUGGAGAAGCGCACCAAGGCUAAUAAAAUUGUGAAUGGCAUUCAGACCUCAGAGCAGGCAGCUGCCCCUAAAGAAAUUACCAAGACUUACAAGUACCUCGACUGCUGCAUUUAUCGAGUGUCGCACCUGUGCGGUCGAGGCACUCUCAGUCCAGAGAAACUGCCUCUUUUUGCCGCUCUUCUGGGCAACGAUUAUAUAGCCCGCAGUGCCUUCAAAAACUUCUUUGCCUCAGGAUUGGGAAAAGCAGGAAGGAGUCGUAAGCUGAAAUUGCAGCAAAAACGCAUUCAGGUGAUACUCACCUGGCUAAAGGAAGAAACAUCGGAAACGGCUUUGGAUAAAGUUUUGUCCAGGCUGAAAAAGAACCAGAGGGAAUCGCUUGUGUCCCAGGUGAAUGCAGCAAUUUCUGGCUACUCAAAUGAGUUGUGCCAUGCCUAUAAUUUUUUUGAGGAGCACUACGAGAAUGCCUUUCCCUAUAUUGAACACGCCAGUGAAGGCGAAGAAAGUGAUGAGGAUUCUGCUAGUUUGGUUGAAAACCAACUAGAAGCCGUAGAGGACGAGGAUCAGGAAGAAGCUGAAAACCAGGAGGAGGAAGAACAAGCUGAAAAUCAAGAGGCUGAGUCGGAAGAAGAUGUCGAGGAAGAAGAGGAAACGGAUGAAGUCGAGGUGGAAGAUAAGACCCUACUCUUUCCGCAAUGGUUUUUAGACAAACUGUACCCGGCCCACCUAUCUCGCUUCUUUGUGGACCUCAUGCACCUGCGUAAAUACAUCAACAACCCGCAGAUUGAGCACUUUCCCUUCCACGACUCUAAUGAACUGGCCCUGCCCAUCCUAAACUACGUGUUCUCCCUUCUCCAUCAUGUGGAGGGUGCCAAAACGGAGCCGCAAGUAGAUAAGGAAGGCAAGCUCGUCCCCAUCGAGUUUACCUAUCUCACGAGAGCUCUCCGAGUGACUAAUGUGAGGUAUUUCAAAAUGCCCAUUGAGAAGGAGCCUGCUUUUGCGUUUGAACCAUCCUCACCGGAUCCCAGACAUUUAAGAGCUAUAUUUCAAGCCUACGUUCCGCAUGCGGAUACGGAAAAGCUGUUCACAAAGUUGGCGGAGCUGCCGGAGGAUCUGAGAUUAUACUUUCUGGCCAUUAUUUAUUGGUUGCAUCGAUCAGAGCACUGUGAUUUGCUGCACCUUCACUCCCUGAUCAUCGGUUUGGUUGUGCUGCGAACCAUAGAUGUUAAAAUCCCGGCUGAGAGAGAAGUUAAAGCUUUCCGCAAGAGAUUUGGCAAGACAUUGAAGGCAGAACGAGCAGUAAGAGAUAAAGAUGCAGCCGAGGGCAUCAAACGUGGCAUUAAGCCCGCUCUCCUGGAACUUUCAAUACCAGAUCGCAUGGAACAUGUACCGAAAUCGGAUUGCUUUUUAACUCAGGAACGCCUGCUGCCGCAUUUUCACAUGCAGGAGAUCUUCAAGAAGAAAUUCGACUUGUAUUCAACAACGGUAAUUCACGCAUUUGCAGAGUUUCAGGCUGUGGUGUAUCAACUCAAUGGACUGAACUCACUUCUCGAUUUCCCGCUGCUAAGCCCUCGAAUGAAUCAGCUAUAUUGUGGUGCCUUUCUCUAUAAUAUGUAUGAUCUGCUGAGAAAUCGCGCGGAUGUCCGGUAUCAUGUAGAGAACUUUCUGCUACCGGACUCUACUUUAAUGUUCGAUUUCUAUUGCUACUUGUACGACUGGUGUGCUGAGUUUAUUCCACAUUGGAAGCGCUUGGAGGUGGAUCAAUCGGCGGUGAAGGCACAGCAAAAGAAGCGUCUGAAAAAACAACGUCAGGCGACUAGGAAAGCGGAGGCAAAGGAGUCAAAUGCAGAUCCUAACGCGGAGAUGGUCAAGGAUGCAGAUCCAGAAGACGAUUUCUUCGACUUGAAUAACAAAUUCUGCGCACUAAAAGUGGGGUAGUGAAAAUAUUGUGCAAUUUUAAAGUUUUUAAGCAUUAAUUCUGAUUCUGAUUUGUUGAAGUAAAUAAAAAUGUUUUCAAAAAUUUAAA